Messenger RNA from Gadus morhua (Atlantic cod), 3131 nucleotides. RefSeq lists its product as uncharacterized. Gene Ontology annotation, cellular component: membrane. The transcript has 14 exons. The record is from RefSeq and is a predicted model, not a curated record. Gene Ontology annotation, molecular function: phosphoric diester hydrolase activity. Gene Ontology annotation, biological process: lipid metabolic process. The coding region runs from base 16 to 2757 and encodes 913 amino acids. Lineage: Eukaryota; Metazoa; Chordata; Actinopteri; Gadiformes; Gadidae.
ACUUGGCUUUCCUUCAUGGUCGGCUGCCAUGGGAACGAUCAGUUCUUCAACGACCACGCAGAUCUACAACUCCCAGAGUCCUACAGUGUUCCCUGGAUGAAGGCGGUGGAGGACUCCAGCCGUCUGUCCGCUCUGUCCGUCCCCGGGUCCCACGACAGCCUGUCCCUGGACGGGGGGACGCUGGCCCGGCACCAGGCCUGGCCCCUGGACCUGCAGCUGAGAGCGGGUAUCCGCUACCUGGAGGUGAGGGUGCUGGCGUUGGGGAACACCCUGUACGUGAUGCAGGGUGUCAUGUACCAACAUUACACUCUACAGGAGGUCCUGGACACCACCCAGGCCUUCCUGUCGCAGUACCCCAGCGAGGCGGUCCUGCUCCAUGUCCUCUCUGAGAUGUCCGAGCACGACAGGGUCCAGCGCAUGGUGCAGGACCUGGUGGGGCCGGAGCAGCGCGUCUGGGUGAGCUCCGGCAUGCCCACCAUGAGGGAGGUCCGGGGGAAGGUGGUGCUGGUCCAGAAGAGUUCCUUCGCCUUGGGAGUGCCCCUCCAGCCGGAGGGCAGCGGAGACCAACGCGUGUCAGAGAUCAAGGACAAGGAGGACUCGCUGGCCAAAGUGCUGAAGCAAGCAGCGGCCGAGUGCAGAGGAGAUAACAUUGUGGUGAGCCACUCCAGCGGCACUGGCUUCGGAACCUUCUGGGGGAUGUUUUUAACCCCCCGGCGCGUGGCGGAGAAGGUGAACCCCUGGCUGAACCACUUCCUGAGUCAGUACAACCCCAACCACCCCAGACCCUGCUUCGGGGUGGUCGCUAUGGACUUCCCGGGGUUCGACCUCAUCCAAACUAUCAUCAACUUAAACUGGAGGGACAUUAUGUCUGUGUCCAUGACCAAAAGCGAGGGGGUGACGGUGAUGACCAUGAACUCUGACCCUGGAAGCGCUUGGCCGCCGCUGUGUCAGAUCCUGAAGGCACUCUGCUACAGCCCGGUGUGCUGCAACGUGUCCCAGAAACUACGCUCAGUCCUGGGGACCUCCCACUCAGCUCUAGGGGCGAUGCAGGUGAUGGUGGGCCUGAUGAACAUUGGUCUUGGAGGGGUCCUCUCUACCAGCGGGUCAAGCUACCUGUUAUGGGAUUUUGGCUACUUCCCCUUCUGGAUGGGCCCCCUGUUCAUCGUGUUUGGCUUCCUGUGCAUCCUGUCUGAGAAGUUUCCCAGUCUUUGUUUGGUGCUGUCCAGUGUGACUGCUCAACUCUCUGGAGUAGGGUUCUCCAUCACAGCCGUGGUGCUGUACUUCAUCAACCUCUUCUCCGGAGAAGGCGGCAAUUGGCCCUGCGAAAAUAACCGCUACGACUUCUACCGUAGCCGGAGCACGGAAGCCCCCAUCGACAACAGCUCGGAUAUUGAGAAAUGUCUUGAGGGCCUCAGCAUCAUCAAGGCGAUUCUACGCGGAGUCAACGGUCUACUGAUCAUUCUCUCAGUUCUCCAGCUCUGCCUUUCCAUCUCCUGCGUCGUCCUGGGAAUCAAAGCCGUAAAAAAGGGCUUCAAGAAGGAGAAAAAGUUCUUCAACGACCACGCAGAUCUACAACUCCCAGAGUCCUACAGGGUACCCUGGAUGAAGGCGGUGGAGGACUCCAGCCGUCUGUCCGCUCUGUCCAUCCCCGGGUCCCACGACAGCCUGUCCCUGGACGGGGGUUCCCUGGCCCGGCACCAGGCCUGGCCCCUGGACCUGCAGCUGAGAGCGGGUAUCCCAGCAGCGCGUCUGGGUGAGCUCCGGCAUGCCCACCAUGAGGGAGUUCCGGGGGAUUCGUGGUGCUGGUCCAGAAGAGUGGAGAGGGGAGCGGAGACCAACGCGUAUGAGAGAUCAAGGACAAGGAGGACUCGUUGGCCAAAGAAGGUGAACCCCUGGCCGAACCACUUCCUGAGUCAGUACACCCCCAACCACCCCAGACCCUGCUUCGGGGUGGUCGCUAUGGACUUCCCGGGGUUCGACCUCAUCCAAACUAUCAUCAACUUAAACUGGAGGGACAUCAUGUCUGUGUCCAUGACCAAAAGUGAGGGGGUGACGGUGAUGACCAUGACCUCUGACCCUGGAAGCGCUUGUCCGCCGCUGUGUCAGAUCCUGAAGGCACUCUGCUACAGCCCGGUGUGCUGCAACGUGUCCCAGAAACUACGCUCAGUCCUUGGGACCUCCCACUCAGCUCUAGGGGCGAUGCAGGUGAUGGUGGGCCUGAUGAACAUCGGACUUGGACUCGUCCUCUGUCCCAACGGGGAGUUCUCCUACCAGAUACGGCAAGCCAGUUACUUCCCCUUCUGGAUGGGCUCCCUGUUCAUCGUGUUUGGCUUCCUGUGCAUCCUGUCUGAGAAGUUUCCCAGUCUUUGUUUGGUGGUGUCCAGUGUGACUGCUCAACUGUCUGGAGUAGGGCUCUCCAUCACAGCCGUGGUGCUGUACUCCAUCAACCUGGCUUUGCUGCGCAUGGAUUGGCUCUGCAAUGAUUGGCACUACGGCUACUACCGUAGGGAGAGCACGGGUACCCCUAUCGACAACAGCUCAGAUAUGGAGAAAUGUCUUGAGGGCCUCAGCAUCAUCAAGGCGAUUCUACGCGGAGUCAACGGUCUACUGAUCAUUCUCUCAGUUCUCCAGCUCUGCCUUUCCAUCUCCUGCGUCGUCCUGGGAAUCAAAGCCAUAAAAAAGGGCUUCAAGAAGGAGAAAAAGAGUGAAGACAUCGAACACUACACACCUCUCCUGACUGAGAAGCCUGCCUACUGAGGCUGUGAGGCCAACGUUGGUACUGCAGCCAGGGGCAAUGCUACAUAAUAUGUUAUCAUCCUAUAUUAAAUACAGGUAACUAAUUAAAUACAGAGAGCAUGUCAAAGCUUUUAAUUCUAUAUGAAAUACAUAAGGGAUAAUCUGUACAACGAUGGUCAUUAUCGGGAAAAUAAGCACUGACAGGGCGAACAGGACACCGACGCGAAGCGGAGGUGUCUUGCUUCAGGGGUUUAUAGCUGAAGGGGCUUAUUUUCGAUAAUGACCAGCGACGUUCUAUACAUUAUCCCGCUUAUUAGGAGGCUACUUGCCAAAACCAAAAAAUAACUGCACACGGUGUGUCAAGUUAAACAGAAAAUAAAUGCAUGUACAAUACA